Melopsittacus undulatus (budgerigar) is the source of this 600-nucleotide messenger RNA. RefSeq names its product colony stimulating factor 3 (gene CSF3). Gene Ontology annotation, biological process: immune response; positive regulation of myeloid cell differentiation. The record is from RefSeq and is a predicted model, not a curated record. Lineage: Eukaryota; Metazoa; Chordata; Aves; Psittaciformes; Psittaculidae. Bases 1 to 600 code for a protein of 199 amino acids. Gene Ontology annotation, molecular function: cytokine activity; granulocyte colony-stimulating factor receptor binding. The transcript is spliced from 5 exons. Gene Ontology annotation, cellular component: extracellular region.
AUGUGCGCUGUCACCCGGGUGCUGGUGCUGCUGCUGUGGGUGCCAUGGCAGGAGCUGCUUGGGGCGCCGCUGGCCGAGCUCUCGGGGGAUCAGAGAUUCCUCAUCUUCCUCAGCAACAACCUGGAAUUCACCCGCAAGAUCAAGGGGGACGUGGCUGCUCUGCAGCACGUGGUGUGUGACACCUUCCAGCUGUGCAAGGAGGAGGAGCUGCUGCUGCUGCGGCAGGACCUGAGCAUCACACAGGUGCCCAUGGAGCGGUGCCAUGGCCGCGGCUUCCAGGCGGAAGCCUGCUUCAGCCAGAUCCAAGAGGGGCUCCGCACCUACCAGAGCUCCCUCGAUGCCGUCCUGGAGCUGCUGCCUGGACACGCUGCACUGGUGGAGAGCCUGCAGCUGGAUGCUGCCAACCUGUCCUCCAACAUCCAGCAUCAGAUGGAAGACCUGGGCCUGGCCACGGUGACAUACCCCACAGAGACCCGGGGUCCCCUCCCUGCCUUCUCCUCCCAUUUCCACCACCAGGUCGGCAGCUUCUUCAUCCUGGCCGACUUCCAGCGGUUCCUGGAGGCUGCGUACCGGGCCCUGCGGCACCUGGCGCACCUCUGA